AUGUUCACCUCAAUAUCGUCCUUCUUAGGCUGGAAAGAAGAAGAGCCAGUGAUACAAAGCUACCCACCCGUUACCAUUGUUGGUGUCAGGAUCCCAGCCGACGGCACUCCCGCCCACCUUCUCCCGCUCACCACAAUAAGUGACUCCUCAGCUCCGGACAGCUUCCUCCUCCACGUCCCUGACCUGCGCUCCCAUUGGGUUUCGGAACAAGCAUGGAGAUUGCGUGACCUCCACAGAUUCGACCUACAGAAAGAUGGUCGUGUCCCGCUCUCGCAGCAUCUCCAGCAAGCGGACGACCUCAAGAACCUGCUUCGUCAGCCACAACACCUUAGUCGCGAGCGAAUGCUUCAUCUGCGGCAACGAUAUCUUGUUCCUCAGCAGCGCUUCUUUGUACAGCAACACAAUCAUUAUCAUUACUGUCUGGGGGCCUACUACGUCUUCUACUCAUUUGCAGUCGACGAUUUGCCAGUCAACAAAUUUGUCCCUCGUUGGAUUGAGGAAAAUAAUGAUGUCCACCUCACCCACCGUUAUUUUGGAGAUGUUUUUGUGGUGAAAAUAAGCCAGGAUGAGGUUGGACAGGACGGCCGAGCUGCUUAUGAAGACGUAGAUCCGCUGUUUCUAGAUUUCCUGGUUGAUGAUGCUGCCUGUUCGAAAACACUCAUUCCCUUGCUUCACCUACGAGAAGAACAGAAGAUGAUUGGAGGUCCCAACAUUUUCUAA
Molecule: messenger RNA, 720 nt
Organism: Trichoderma aggressivum f. europaeum
Lineage: Eukaryota; Fungi; Ascomycota; Sordariomycetes; Hypocreales; Hypocreaceae
Exons: 1
Coding region: 1-720 (239 amino acids)
Source: RefSeq, a predicted model, not a curated record